Molecule: messenger RNA, 2206 nt
Organism: Ostertagia ostertagi
Lineage: Eukaryota; Metazoa; Nematoda; Chromadorea; Rhabditida; Trichostrongylidae
Source: the annotation of a GenBank genome assembly
CACGCAACUGUUCUAUACGUUCAACUUCGCCAAUCAGACGGGCGUCGCCUGGCAAGCGGUGGGCAGCUACCAGUUCACCAACUGGCAGGCAGUGGAUGUGGCGCCGGGUGCCGGUGUGCUCGACGUCGGCGACCAGGUCGAGGUCAUCAUCGUCAGUGGCGGCUGCGGACAAAGCGGACACGGCGGGCUGGUUUAUGUGGAUUCGGGCCAGGGGCUGACUACGCUGCCUGGUCCCUUCGUGACAGCUACGGCACCGGAAUACGUUGUGCGCUCGGACCCUUCGCCCGGUGUCCAACGCACCGUGGAGUACGACUACCACUACAGCAACGGUGGUGAUGCACCCAUGACCAAUAGCCAGGUCAUUGUUCGCUCUCCUCAGGAUCAGGACGAGCGCAAUCCUUCGACCGGGGCGGUUAUCAAUCGUCAGCAAAACCUGCGUGUGGACCCCGGUUCGCUACCUGCCGCAUGCUCCAUCACCCAGACCAUCAACCCGCCGCAUGCCGACAGCUCGCUAGGCCCUAUUGACGUGGUGACCUGUAACGUUGGCACGCUCAAUCCCGGCAAUACGGGAGACCUGCAGUUGAACUGGAUCGUGCCUGACAACGCGCGGGCCCCCACGCUGAACCAUGGCAACUACUACAUCCAGUCCGCGAGUUCUCCUCCGCUGCUGGGGCCAUUGGUCAAGUCGAACCUCACGACGCUGCAGCGCGCUGACCUGAAAGCCUCUGUCACCAAUCCGUCUUCGUCGCUGGCUUGCGGUGCUAGCACCACCUAUACCGUGACGUUGAGCAAUGACGGUCCGGACGCGGCUCCAGUGGGAGUCGAAUUGGGGAAUACGGUACCUUCUGGACUGACCGUGAAUAGCUGGACGUGUGCUGCCACGGGCGCAUUGUCAUGCCCGGCAACCACAGGUUCUGGGUCCAUCGCUGGUGUCACCACGACGCCAUGGGCGUCAGGUGAGCAGUUGGUCUAUACAGUGGACGCCACCGUGGAUUCGUGCUCCGGGGGCGCGCGCUCCAUCGUGUAUCCAGUUUCGGUGAGUUUGCCAGCAUCCGCCGCGACCAUUGUGGAUCCUGACUCCAACAACAACACCAGCGCGCAUUCCAUGAGCGCGGGGCCAGCCUUGCAAACGCUGACGGUUGAUACCCAGGGCACCGGCCUGGGCAAGGUGACGUCGGUGUUGCCUGGCAUCGUCUGCGACAAGACCACUGCGGGCACGCAGUGCUCCGACAACAAGCAGUUUCCUGCGGGUUCGCAGGUGGCGUUGUAUGCCAAUGCGCCUUCUGGCUCGAUCUUUUCGGGCUGGUCUGGCGGUGUGUGUUCCGGCACAGCACAGCCUUGUUUGGUGACGAUGAGCCAGGCGCGCAACGUGACGGCCACGUUCUCGGUGCCCUUGGAUGUGACGGUCACGUCUGGCGUCGGCGGAACUGUGACACCACCCAAUGGCACGGUGGUUCCUGUUGCCUCUGGCAGCACGACAUCCAUCACUGUGGUGCCGAACGCCGGUUUCGCGCCCCAGUUUGGUGGAACCUGCCCCGCCGGUAGCUACGUGGGCAACACCUACACCACAGACGUCUUGACGGCCAACUGCUCCGUGGAUGUGACUUUCACCAACGCGGGGGGGGUGGUCACAGCCACUCCGAAUGCGCCGGCUGGCGGGUCCAUCGUUGGUGGUGCAAAGACGGUCGCAUCGGGAGGCUCUGCAACGUGGCGGGUGAUUCCGAACUCAGGCUUCGCUGCGGUGGACCCCACUCAUACCUGUGCGCCAGGUGUGGGGUCCUGGAACGCUGAUCGAACGGAGUACACCGUGGCACCAAUCAAUGCCAACUGCGCCGUGUCCUUCGCAUUCAGUGCGGCGUUUACCGUGACCGGCACGGUCAGCGGCACAUCGCCCGGCCCUGGCUCGGUCAACGUAGGUGCCACGCAGAACGUGGUGAGUGGAAACUCGGCCAUCUUCACGCUCAGCCGCGCAGGUACUGUGGAUACGGCUGCGAGUACCUGCCCAGCUGGCACGUUCGAUGCGACCAACACCGUGUAUACGGUGCCCUCUGUGACCGCCAGCUGUGGCGUGGUGUUCAGUUUUGCCGCUGUGGCGGCCGCUGCCAAUCCGCAAGCGAUUCCCACCCUCAGCGAAUGGGGCCUCAUCCUCAUGUCGGCCCUGAUCGCUCUGUGCAUGGUGAUCAUGCAUCGCCGCCGGAAAUUCUGA